AUGCGGGAGGACGAGCUGUUGUGCGAUGCAUGGUUGGCCACUAGCCUCGAUCCUGUCCAUGGCAAGGAGCAAAAUGGCACAAUCUUUUGGAGGAACAUUCACACAUGGUUCCAUGAGCACACGCAUUUUGCGCCCUACUCCGACGCGUUGAUCCGCAACCGUGAGUGGAAGUCCCUCAACCAUCGAUGCUACACCAUCCAAGAGGUCGUCUCCAAGUAUUGCGGGAACUUGAAGCAUCUCAUCGCACGACGGCCUAGCGGUGCACAAAUCACCGAGCAACCUACUCGUGCUUGUGUGCUGUACAAGAAAUUGGAGAAGAAGUCCUUCUCCCGUCAUGCAUUGUUGGUUGAAGUUGAAUGGGCAACCGAAAUGGAAAUUUUCAUUGCCAAGACUGCCGCCCAAACCAACGAGGAAGAAACCGGUGACCCUACCGACCCAGCCCAAGAACCGCCGAAAAAGGUUAGAAGAAAUUUACGGGGCAAGAAGUGGGAGGAGGAGAGGGCGGAGCGAGAAGGUGCGGCGGCCAAGCCGACAGAGAGGUUCGAGGAGAUCCUGGCGAAGAAGGAGGGGGCAUGCGUGAGGCGCUCGGAAAUCAAGGAUGAGAGGAAGGCGGAGAGGUUCAAGUAG
This is a messenger RNA of Aegilops tauschii subsp. strangulata, 627 nucleotides long. The record is from RefSeq and is a predicted model, not a curated record. NCBI's taxonomy places the organism in Eukaryota, Viridiplantae, Streptophyta, Magnoliopsida, Poales, Poaceae.